Soboliphyme baturini is the source of this 572-nucleotide messenger RNA. NCBI's taxonomy places the organism in Eukaryota, Metazoa, Nematoda, Enoplea, Dioctophymatida, Soboliphymatidae. The record is from the annotation of a GenBank genome assembly.
AUGGCAAUGCUAGCAGCAACCAUUGGUUCCUCUUUCGUAUUUGGUUACAACAUCGGCGUCAUGAAUGCUCCUGAAAUCGUGAUGAAGGAUUGGCUGAACGAGACGUUUUUUACAGACGAUUGGAGCAACGCCUCAAACGAGGGCAAGGUGUCCAAUUUGUGGGCCCUUAUCGUCAGUGUCUUUCCACUUGGCGGGUUGUUAGGCGGCAUGAUUUCUGGUCUGCUAGCAGAGAAACUUGGAAGCGCCGCUAUUUGUCCCAUGUACCUCACGGAAAUAUCCCCGAUAUCGAUUCGCGGAAUGCUUGGAAGCACACCUCAGCUGACGCUAACCAUCGGAACGUUAGUGUCACAGAUUCUUGGACUGAGAAACGUUCUUGGAACAGAAAUGUUGUGGCCACUGUUGUUAGUUCUGACCGGCGUUCCGGGCAUCAUACAGCUACUUACAUUAGGAUUCUGUCCUGAAAGUCCGGUGCAUUUAAUUACGAAAGGCAAGGUCGAACAGGCCGGCUGUGGUAAGGGUUUUUGUUCAUGUUUAACGGCAUUAUCGCUGAUAGUUACGAAACAGGAAUGAAU